UUAAUAACACAACAUGGCAAAUAAUUGAUCAUGUUUAGUCAAGUUUAGCAAAAUCCCAUAACAUCAAUGGCUUGUUUGUUCAUGUAAUAAUCAUUGGCAAGAGCAGGUCUGCAAGAACUGAGGGAAUAUGGGGGCAUGGAAGAAAGAUUACCUGGAUCUUGUUUUAGUUCCAUGUGGCUUGCUCCUCAUGUUUGGAUACCAUCUCUUCCUUCUCUACAGAUACCUAAAAUGCCCUCAGACGACCAUCAUCGGCUAUGAGAAUCACAACAAGAGAGCUUGGGUUGAAAGAAUGUUUCAGGUGGAGCUGAAGGACCGAGGGCCGGCUAUUUCUGUGAUCAGUAGUAACAUAACUGCCGCAACAGCCCUGUCGUCAAUCUCCCUGGUCCUGAGCUCCCUAAUCGGUGCAUGGAUUGGAAGCUCGACAGCUAAUAUAUUCACCAGCAGCUAUAUUUACGGCAGCAGAACUCCAUCCAUAGUUUACAUCAAGUACAUAGCUCUUCUUUCUUGCUUCCUGGUGGCGUUUACCUGUUUUGUUCAGACGGCAAGGCACUUCGUUCACGCUAACUUCCUCAUCAGCAUGCCAAAUAACGAUAUCCCAGUGAGUAGCAUCGAGAGAGAGGUGAUAAAAGGGAGUAAUUUCUGGCUGAUUGGCCUGAGAUCACUCUGUUUUGCCAUAACUUUGCUCCUCUGGAUCUUUGGUCCGAUCCCAAUGUUUGUUUGCUCUGUGAUCAUGGUGGGGAUGUUGAUUAAUCUCGACAGAAACACGACACCCUUGCAUCGGUAUGAGCCAGUUGGGAGACGAGAAUUCCAGAUGAAGAUUGAUCAGAAGAAAGAAGCAGUCAAUAGGGUAGUUGAACAGCAAAAUUAGCACAUCAGAGCUCCAAUUUACCAUGAUCUGUAAAGUUUACUUGAUUACAAUCUAGUGGUGAGUCAAUAUGCACCAGCAAUUCACUUUUA
Molecule: messenger RNA, 957 nt
Organism: Sesamum indicum (sesame)
Lineage: Eukaryota; Viridiplantae; Streptophyta; Magnoliopsida; Lamiales; Pedaliaceae
Source: RefSeq, a predicted model, not a curated record